CAGUGACCGGCUGGUGUCCGUGAGCGCCUGGGUGUUGAAAACGUGGGGCAAAACGUGGCCCAACAUCAUAAACUCCUCGAGCGUCCUGGCAAAUUUUUCGUCGUCUCAUGGGCCGCCCCCUCCCCCCUUCCCUCAACAACUCACUAACUCUCCCUCUCUCACCCAUUAUUACCCGAAAAUCUCUCACUCGCUCCAUCGCUCCCAAGGGGUCUUUAAAAUCCACCAAAGGUGUAAUCCAACAGUCUGACUGCAGAAGUUCAGGUGAAGUUGGCAAGAGGAGUACCCAAUAAAUUUGUACUCAACUUUAAAAAGGGAUAGAAAAAAACACGCAAUCAAUUAUUUGGAGGGCUCACGCGCUUUUCCAUGUCAACGACACGCGUGAUCCUUCCAAGGCCAGCGUGCUACGCCCCGGUUAAAUACACAAGUCCCACUGGAUUUUUUUUCACGUAUCAAAAACGUGAAACUGACUGGGGCAUUUUAAAUAAUCUUGACAAGUGGAAUUGUGGAGGUUACGUGGAUAAAAAACGUCAGCAUACUGGCGACACACUGAGAUUGAGAAAACGAGAAAGAGUCUCGUGCAUCUCCGCCGUUAUUGUUGGAGUGAGAUGAGCGACCAUGGCUGUAUACACUUGAAUAAUUUUAAAGCUGCCAAGGGAAUACAACCUUACAAAGUAAUACAUUCUUACUUUGUCACUAGUACUUCGGCAGAGGCACGCAUCAGGAAGGCCGUCAGCUGCUUAUGUCAUACUUGCAAGACCCACAAGGAUCGCCUGCAUUCUUGCUUGCACUGUAUAUUUUUUGGUUGCUACGUCGGUGGUCACAUUCAGGAACAUGCCAAAACGAAGAAACAUUUUUUAGCUGUGGAUCUUUGUUACGGUAAUAUUCUGUGCUUCCAAUGUGGAGAUUAUGUAUACGACAGGGAGUUACUGACAGUAGCCAAGGCACAAUGGAGCGAAUCAGCGAAAUCCUUGAGCUUAGGAGAGUUCUAUCGCGCCUGGGAGCCGACCCAGGUCGAGGCGGAAUUGCUGAGAAAACAUCCACGUCGGCGGCGCGUUGUCGAGAAUUCAACAAUUGGUCUGAGGGGUCUCAUAAACUUAGGCAGCACGUGCUUCAUGAACUGCAUCGUCCAGGCCCUCACCCAUACUCCACUCCUGCGAGAUUAUUUUCUCGCUGAUCGUCACCACUGCCCUCAGCCAAGUCGCUGUCUGGUUUGUGAAGUGUCCCAUCUUUUUCAAGAAUUCUAUUCAGGGAGCAAAGCACCGCUCACACUCCAUAAACUUCUCCAUUUGAUAUGGACACACGCCAGACACUUGGCUGGUUAUGAACAGCAGGAUGCUCAUGAAUUUUUCAUUGCUACUCUGGAUGUACUCCACCGACACUGCGAAGCUGCGCCGAUUUUCGUUAAAGAUAAUCCACAUCAUUGCAACUGUAUUAUCGAUCAGAUAUUUACUGGAGGGUUGCAGAGUGAUGUUGUGUGUCAAUCUUGCAAUGGAGUCUCCACAACAAUCGAUCCAUUCUGGGACAUAUCUCUGGAUCUUGGUCCAACAGCCGGUGCAUCUGGCUCAGAUAGCAAUGGACCCCCAACAUCACUCCUCGAUUGUCUAGAGCGUUUCACUCGAGCUGAGCAUCUGGGCUCGAGUGCUAAAAUCAAAUGCAGCAAAUGUCAAACUUAUCAGGAGAGUACGAAACAGCUAACAAUGAAGCAACUCCCAAUUGUCGCUAGUUUCCAUUUGAAGCGCUUCGAGCACUCGAGUAUCCAGGAUAAGAAAAUAUCGACGUUUAUCUCAUUCCCAGAGCAGCUCGACAUGUCGCCAUUUAUGUCACACAAGCGCAAUGGCAACAAUAACAGUGAUUCUAUCGAGGGCCUCCCUAAAAAUGGAGAAGACGCGGCAUUCAGUGAUAAUCGAUACUCGCUUUUUGCCGUUAUUAACCAUGAGGGCUCACUUGAGACUGGCCACUAUACUGCAUUCAUAAGGCAACAAAGGGAUCAGUGGUUCAAGUGUGAUGAUCAUCUGAUUACCAAGGCGAGACUCAAGGACGUUCUGACCAGUGAAGGAUAUCUCCUCUUCUACCACAAGCAAAUCCUUGAGUAUGGUCGUAGUAGCAAAGCAUGAGAGCCAAAUUUUCCGUAAUUAAUUUAUUUAUUUUGUUAUACUGACGAGCAUAUUUCACUGUGAGAGUCCAAUCAAUUUGACACUCACUGACUAAUGUAUGUAAUUUUACCUCUCAUCUCAUGCUCAAUGCGAUUUGCACAUUCGUUUCGUUUAAAUACUGCCGAUUACGAAGAAGUUAAUUUUUUUUUCGAAUGCUUAAAUGACGUAAUGAUUGACGAAGUUUUUGUAAUCAUGUCCUUAACUAGGAGAUACUGACGAAUCAGAUCCUGAAGUUGGUUAUUAUUUGUCGUGUGAUUGUGAGUGUUAUGGAGUCAUUUUUUUUCUCAAUUUUGCAAUGCUCUUCUCAAUUUUUUGUGUUUCGAGAACAAAAUUGAUGUCUACGAGUAUAACCAAUGAAUUCACUUGUCCACGUCUAUUUUGAUUGAAUCGUAGAUUUUUAAGAUUAGCUCAAUUUUUUAAUGAUGACAAGAAAAUAUGAAAAUGAACGAUCCUAUCUUUUGUAAAUCACCGACUGGUUAUUAUUGAAUAUUCAGUCCCCGUUUUCCCUCUGUUCCCCGACUGUAGCGAUGUAAGCUCGAUGAUGGAAGCACUCUAUUCUUCGCAUUGAUUUAAAAAUAUUUAACGAUCUAUUUCUAUAAUGUUAAGACUGCAGCGAUUAAACAUACAACGGAGUAUAAUUUUAGAA
Molecule: messenger RNA, 2799 nt
Organism: Fopius arisanus
Lineage: Eukaryota; Metazoa; Arthropoda; Insecta; Hymenoptera; Braconidae
Gene: not
Product: non-stop
Exons: 6
Coding region: 606-2114 (502 amino acids)
Biological process (GO): protein deubiquitination
Molecular function (GO): zinc ion binding; cysteine-type deubiquitinase activity
Source: RefSeq, a predicted model, not a curated record